UAAAACAGGGUCUCUACAUAGCCCUGGCUGUCCUGAAUUCCCUAUGUAGACCAGGCUGGUCUCGAACUCAUGGAGAUCUUCCUGCCUCGGCCUCUCAAGGGCAGGGAUUAAGCUCAGCUGUUGUGGCUUUUUUGAGAUAGGGUCUUGCAAUAUAGUUCAUGCUGGUCUGGAAUUCGUAAUCCUCUUGCCUCAGUUUCUCAAGCACUGGGAUUUACAGACCUGCCCCAAACACUCAGUUCAGGUGUUACUUAACCCGUGCUUUACUAGCGACUUGGUUUAUGAACAAGAGGAAAGGCAGCGGAACGCCGUGGAUUCGGCAAGCACCGGCAGGGGCGUGGUGAGCAUCCCCGGGCCCCGCCCAGCCCGUGCGUAGGGGCGCCGUUCUCCGAGACCCUAAAGGAGCUCCGGAAGUGCGCGGCCACCGGCGCCGCGCGUGCGUAGCUGGGCUGCUCCGCCCCCAGUCGGCAGUCCGCUUGCCCCCUGAGCGCGGGGCCCGGCCCGGUGUAGGUGGGUGGCUGGUCCCGCGGGCUCGGGCCGAGGUGAGGCUCCCGCGGUCGGUCCUGUCGCUUUGCAGGUGGGCACGGCCGGCCGGUCCGCAGGUGCAAGGGCGCCGAGUCGUGGAAAGACCGCGCCGAGCCCACAGACGCGGCGGGUCUCGGGCUGGCUGCCUCCGCUUCUGGCCCAGGGCGCUGAUGAUGCUGCGACACCUGGGAGGAGGGAGAGUGGAGGAGGAGGAGGAGGCAGCGGUCUCGGCCAGACGGGCCACCCAGCAGCGGGAGGACCGGUGGGAGGGACGAGCCGCUGGCGGCGACGCCGCCUUGGGAGGCAUGGCUGUGAAGGACGAUGGCCUUUAGGUUUGGCCCAGAGCUGACCCUCGCCGCCUAUUUGGUGUCCUCUCACACCCGCAACCCCUGAGGCCUACCGGGAUGAGUCCCACAGCCUUUCCCAGGCUGGCCCUCUAAGGCUGAGGCGGUGCUAUGCGCCCAUUCUUGGUGUCCUGGUGCAUGGCUGGAACUUCCAGCUUGCAUCGUGCCUGGGGCAGUUCUCAGUUUGGAUAGCAGCACGGGACAGGUCACACGUUUGGCUCUCACGGCUUCAGUACACCCCCCGAAGGCCACUUCAGAAGCAAGGGCUGUCGUCUUCCUCUGACCAUCUGUCCACUGCCCUAGCUGAAUGGGGCUGAGUUUGUCUGUUUUCUCUCCCUGAGAGUAAGUUGGGGAGGCCUCAGACCGGGGCUGCCUCCUACCUACCACGGAUUCCAAGGUGGUUCACGGCCCAGAUGGCUGCCAAGUCCUGCUCCGGGGCUCUGGGAGAGAUGCCUCUGACCUUCCAGGAUGUGGCUGUGUACUUCUCCAGGGCAGAAGGGCAGCAGCUGGGCCCCCAGGAGCGGGCGCUGUACCGGGAUGUGAUGUUGGAGAACUAUGGGAACGUGGCCUCACUGGGAUUUCCAGUCCCUAAGCCAGAGCUGAUCUCCCAGCUGGAGCAAGAGGAGGAGCUGUGGGUCCUGGAUCUUCUGGGGGCUGAAGAACCAGAAGUCUUAAGAAGUUGCCAGAGAGGUAAGCGUAAGCCAGAGGCUGGUCUCAGGAAUGGCCUCCCAGUCCUGCCUUUGGUAGCUGGCGUGAGGGCUAGAAGUGAAGGCAGAUAUGGUGAUGGUAUACAGUCCAGCCCUCUCUAAAGGAAGACAUAGCUCCUGUGUAUGCACAUGCUUAAAAGGUUUUCCUUUGCCGGUGCAUUUGCUUUGCCCUAAAGAAAAACCCAAGCAAAACCAAACCAAGAUUAUAGUUUCUGGUCGUAACAUGUUAUGUUCUUUCACACACCUUCAUGAACUUUUUUUGUAGAAUAUUCUUUCUCUUUUCAUGCUAGCUACAGGUUCUGUAUCAUGCUCCUUUCUCCUUCAUCGCUUCCUCUUCAACCCUCAAUUUUGGUCAGCAGUACUUCCUGGUUCUUUCUCUUUCUGGAGGCUAGGUCUUUUUGCGUUGCUCAAACACGUAUCAGACACCUUGGAUCAAGUCAUCCCUCCUGGAGCCUCAGCCUCCAUAGUAGCUGGGACUAAAAGUGCAUGCCCCACUACAUCUGGACCGUUAGCGUUCUUUAUAAUGUCUCUUGGAUCCCUCCCUCCCUUCCCCUUGCCUCAGCUUUCUCCUGUAGCCAGGGCUGCCCUUGAACUCUGUGUAGAUGAGGACAGCCUUGAGCUGCUGAUCCUCCUGCCUCUGCCCCUCAGGUGCUAGGAUUACAUUAUAGGCGUGUGCAACCACACCUGGCCCUUUGGAGGUGUACUGUAGCGGUUCUGCUUUAGUGACCAGCUCUGUCUUUUGACUCUCAGCUGCUGCUGAGAUUCUUUCUGUUUC
Molecule: messenger RNA, 2348 nt
Organism: Peromyscus eremicus (cactus mouse)
Lineage: Eukaryota; Metazoa; Chordata; Mammalia; Rodentia; Cricetidae
Product: zinc finger protein 251-like
Exons: 3
Coding region: 1280-1675 (131 amino acids)
Biological process (GO): regulation of DNA-templated transcription
Source: RefSeq, a predicted model, not a curated record